Molecule: messenger RNA, 561 nt
Organism: Fusarium coffeatum
Lineage: Eukaryota; Fungi; Ascomycota; Sordariomycetes; Hypocreales; Nectriaceae
Exons: 2
Coding region: 1-561 (186 amino acids)
Biological process (GO): regulation of gene expression
Cellular component (GO): nucleus
Molecular function (GO): protein binding
Source: RefSeq, a predicted model, not a curated record
AUGGCCCCCAAACUCACAGAAGAAGAGAUCGAUGAUCUCAUUUACUUUUCCCGAGCCGGAGAGCAGGAGGACUUGACAGAGACCAUCAAGUCCCUGGCUGAGCGUGAGAACGCCAGCCCUGCUGAGAUUGUUGCGGCUGCUCAAGAUGCUUCCAACAAGUCUACAUGCUUGCAUAUGGCGACAGGAAACGGUCAUCUAGAAAUCGUUCGCCAACUCAUCUCAUACUUCGACAACCGACCAAAGGAGCAGAAGCAAGCCUUCCUCGAUGAAUCGAACGAGGCUGGCAACACCGGUCUUCACUGGGCAGCCCUAGGUGGCCAUCUCGACGUCAUCAAGCUGCUUCUCGAGCAAGGUGCUUCUCCUGCGCUUGCAAACGAGCAGAACUACGUUCCUUUGGACUUGGCUUACUUCAACCACAAGAACGACGUGGCCGAGUACUUUUUGUCCCAGGCUAAGAAGCUGGAGGAUAAGAACCAAGAGGAGGGUGGCUUGGAUGCUGCUGUUGGAUCUGUUGAGAUUGAGGAUGGCGAGAAGGCUGAGGAGAAGAAGGAGAGUUCAUAG